Messenger RNA from Culicoides brevitarsis, 1621 nucleotides. RefSeq names its product SET domain-containing protein SmydA-8-like. The coding region runs from base 1 to 1545 and encodes 514 amino acids. The transcript is spliced from 3 exons. NCBI's taxonomy places the organism in Eukaryota, Metazoa, Arthropoda, Insecta, Diptera, Ceratopogonidae. The record is from RefSeq and is a predicted model, not a curated record.
AUGUCGCAGCACACUCUUCUUUCCUCGUGCUACUGCACCAACGAGAAAAAUACGGAAAAAUUCAAGGUUUUGCACAGCGACGUGCUCGGACGUUAUGCAGUUGCCUCAUGUGACAUCGCGGAAGACGAAUUAAUCCACGAAGAACUCCCGUUCGCCGUCGGUCCAAAAUCCGAUAGUCGCGUCGUUUGUCUCGAAUGCUUCUGCCCGCUCGAUGGAAGUGCCUCCGGAGCUCGUUGCGAGUACUGCGAAUGGCCUUUGUGCCUAAGUUGCAAUGCCGCCUCCUCCCGAAAUGCCGGUUUGAAGUAUCACGAAGCCGAAUGUCAGGUUUUUUGGGAGAACGGAGUCAAAUUUCAAAAUGUUGCCGACUCGACGAAGCCUUGUCCGCAAUUUGAGUGCAUCACGCCACUGCGAGUUUUGUUGGCAAUCGAAAAAAAUCCAAAAUUCUUCGAGCAGCAAGUCAGUUUGAUGGAAUAUCAUGACGUGGCGCGACGUGCGAGCGCUUUUUGGGAUGCCGAUCAACAAAAUAUCGUCAAUUUUCUGCUGACGCGAUGCAAAUUCGAGGGAAGGUUCGCACGGGAGCUCAUCGAACGCGUCAUUGGCGUCUUGGAUAUCAACGUUUUUGAAGCGCGAACGGAAACGGGACAUCCUCUGAGGUGCUUGUACCCGAUUUUUGGCGUUGUAGCGCAUUCGUGCGUUCCAAAUACGUCACAUUCGAUCAAAGCGAGCGAAGGAUUCAAGUUACGAGCGUUUUCGACGCAAAAAAUCCAAAAGGACGAAAGUAUUUUCGCUUGUUAUACUUUUACACUCGCAACAACGCACUGUCGACAGCGUCACCUGCAAAAAAGUAAAUAUUUUACGUGUCUUUGUGAGAGAUGUCGAGACCCGACGGAGCUUGGAACGCAAUUGAGUGCUUUUAAAUGCAUUCGAUGCAAUUCUGGUUAUUUAACGUCGAAAAAUCCUCUCGAUCCAAGCGUUGAUUGGAGAUGUAAUGAAUGCGCGGCGGAAAGAUACGGUCCUGAUAUCAACCGAUGCGUGGAUUUGAUGCAAACGGAAAUUGAUAAUUUGUUUGAGAAGGAAAAUCCGUAUGCAAUUACCGAUGAACUUGAGAGCAUGUAUAAUGCGUACAAGAAUGUGUUGCAUGACGGGCAUUUUAUUAUGCAGACCAUUAGAUUUCAUCUGGUUUCGUUGUACAGCAAUAGCGGCGAAGGAGAGGAAGAUGUCAAUGCGCUGCGGAGGAAAAUUGAGUUUUGUGAUAUUUUGUUGAAGCUCCUCAAAACAAUCGAACCCGGCAAAACUCGCACCCGCGCCGAACUUCUGAACGAAAAAUGUGGCGCUCUCCUUGCCGUCUCUCAACUCGACUUCAAAAACGGCUCCCUGGAUCAAGUCGACUUCAACAAAAAUCUCACCGCAAUGCUAAAAAUGCUCGAAGAAUGCAUCUUAAUCUGGAAACGCGAGGAUCCUGAAUCGCAAGAAGGCUCCAUGAUCCGUUCUACGCAAGAAACGCGGGAAAAAAUCAACAAAAAAAUCAACGAAUUACGAAUUUAGCAAGAAAAAUGACAAAAAUCUAGAAAAACAAAAAUAAAAUUGACCCAAAUAAUUAAGAUUAAAGUGCAAUUCAUGC